Molecule: messenger RNA, 947 nt
Organism: Danio aesculapii
Lineage: Eukaryota; Metazoa; Chordata; Actinopteri; Cypriniformes; Danionidae
Product: guanine nucleotide-binding protein G(I)/G(S)/G(O) subunit gamma-7
Exons: 2
Coding region: 38-244 (68 amino acids)
Biological process (GO): G protein-coupled receptor signaling pathway
Cellular component (GO): heterotrimeric G-protein complex
Molecular function (GO): G-protein beta-subunit binding
Source: RefSeq, a predicted model, not a curated record
UUCUUCUUUUACUUGGCUCGAUAACCGAUGGCAGAGAAUGUCCACGACUAAUAACAUAGCCCAGGCCAGGAAGUUGGUGGAGCAGCUGAGGAUCGAGGCAGGCAUCGAGCGUAUUAAGGUGUCGAAGGCUGCUGCAGACCUCAUGAGUUACUGUGAGCAGCACGCCCGCAGCGACCCUCUGCUGGUCGGGGUUCCCACCUCAGAGAACCCGUUCAAAGACAAGAAGCCUUGCAUCAUUCUAUAGCUACUCUGUCUAGCCCAGCUAUCUCAGUCCCACUUAACCGAUGCCCAUCCCCAAUGGGCGAUUCAGUCCAACAGUUAUUUUUACCUGGGAUCCACAGUAUUCUCCAGAAAAUAAACGCCACACUCUCUCGGUAAAAAACAAAAAGGGGCAAUAUCUGUAUACCUAGCGUUCAUGUAGCCUGGCGUUGAGUGAAUCUAUAUGAAUGAAUCCACACAUUCAUGCAUAUAGACGCACUUAACAGGAGGUGGCAGAUUUCGAAUUUGUAAACUAUUUCAAAAGCUUGCACAGAGACUGAGCGACGCUCCAGCAUAUUUUUCAGUGCAGCGGCUGACCUUGUUACCAUAGGUGAUGGAGGAGAGUAGAGGAAGACAGUCAUGUUUCUGCUGACUGACUAGCUGGCUAGCCCAGUCACACUGUGGUAAAUGGUUGUUCAGUAUUAACCCUGCAUUGUUACGUUGAAUCUGCAAGCUAAGGGUUCAUUUUAGAUUUGUAUGGCCAAAACUGAAUCCAGGUAUGCUUACCUUUAUCAAAAAAAACAAACAACAAAAAAAGGAAAAAAGAAAAAAACAGCACAUUUCAUGUUUUACAAAGGGAUUCAAGACAUUAACCAGAGUUGCCAAUAUUUUUACGUUUUCUUUUCUUCUCAGUCUGUUUGUGAGCUGUAGUUUUACUUUUCAUUGAUUAAAAGCUCAUUAGGCUUAAA